UAUAUCAUAAUUAGUCUUUUACUCAGGGUCGGCGAAGGAGAUUUGGGCGGAAAGUUCCUCGGGGGUUGACCUGCACCGGGGGAGGGGGUCCCGGAAGAGCUUUCGAGAUUUUCGAGAAGGUGGGAGAUACGAUGUCAUCAUCUCAUUCAAUCCAUCGAGGCUGUUUCCGUCGGGAUAAGCUAAUCGGGCAGUUGAGGAGUCAAAGUUAUUAAAAUUAUUUUUGGGUUUCAAGCUGAGCAACGAGUGGCUUGGUUGUUGAUUGAGGUUAUACAAUAAGUCGCCCGGAACCACGCCAAGAUAAUAACUAGCCGGUCAUGAAGAAGAAACUACCAGUAGCUGACGGGAAGGUCGACUCCAGUGGGGCAGUAGCCGAGAAGCAGGAGAUGCCAGAGGAUGAGGCUAUCAUCAGCUUCCAGAACUCUGCCCUGAUCCUCGUCGAUAUCCAGUAUGACUUCCUAUCUCCUCAUGGUGCUCUCUCCGUCCCUUCCGCCCCGGAGAUCCUUCCGACGGCUUACGGCUUACUCGACGAAGGACUUGAAUGGAAGGCCGUCGUGGCUAGCAAGGACUUUCAUCCUCCAAGUCAUAUCUCUUUCGCUUCCACCCAUCAUGCUCAACCGUUUACUAAGCUGAGCAUCCCUAAUUCAUCAUCAUCAUCAUCAUCCGAUGAGCGUCAAGUGGAAUCAAAGACGAUCGAUCUCUGGCCAGACCAUUGUGUUCAAGGUACGCAAGGCUGUCAAUUAGAUUCUGGAAUCCAAGACCGUCUUGAUCGAUUGCGAAGUCAAGGGCGGGAAGUCAAAGUGAUCGAAAAGGGCACGGAUCCAGAAGUCGAGAAUUAUUCGGCAUUUAUGACUGAAGAUGAUGAUGAUCUCUUGAAUGAUUACUUGAGAUCGCUAGGUGUUCGUAACUUGUUCUGCAUGGGUUUGGCGGGAGAUUACUGCGUUAGUGCUACCGCCCAUUCUGCACUCCGAUUGGGUUAUCGAGUAUAUUGGAUCCGAUCUGGUAUCCGGUCGGUCUCUGGUUCAUCGGAAUCAAAUGGAAACCAUCAAGAAGCUAUCCUUGUAAACCAUCCCAAUAAUCCAAUCCAAUCCAAUCCAAUCCAACCCAAUCCAUCCAUCCAUCUAUCCAUCAUGAAUCAUCAUCAACUCAGUAACCUCACCCAGCUCAUCUCAAACGACGAACCACCUUCGACUCAAGAACUACUAUCAGUACUACACUCCCGCCAUCGAGCCGAACUACAUGACAUCCUCAUCGGCCAAUCCAUCCUACUCCACAUCAACCCACUCAAACCAACUCAAGACAUCAACGACCAAUCUGCGAGAGCCUACGAACAACAGCAACAACAGCAAUCUUCCAACCCACUCCCCCCGCACCUCUACCAACUCGCAUCCGAUGUAUCCUACUCACUCAAACGAACAGCAAAGACUCAGGCUAUCAUCUAUAGCGGUUUCUCUGGGUCGGGUAAGACCACUAGCAUGCGAUUGAUCACCAAUCAAUUCAUCAGACUCUCACAACUCAACUCACUCGGUCCAUCCUCACAAUCAUCCCAAGCACUCAAGCUGACCGAUCAGAUCCCUCAUCUCUUCACCCUCCUCAACUCGUUCACCAACGCUAAAACUCUCCUCAAUCCGAGCGCAUCCAGGUCAUCAUCUCUACUCGAACUGCACUUCGAUAACCUCUUCCAUCUGGCUGGUGCCAAACUACUCGUCUUUGGCCUCGAACGAAAUCGAUUGAGGAUCCCACUCAAAUCAUCUCACGAUCGAACCUUCGACAUCUUCUACCAACUACUCGCCGGCAUCCCUCCUGAUCAACGUACCUCACUCGCACUUCAUCCAGACCCGAGUCAUUACGACCUACUAGCCUCAUCAUCCUGCUAUCGAAUCCCCGAUCGUCCGGACGCAGAUCGAAUCGGUUUUGAUGAUCUCCAGGCAGCCCUCAAAUCACUUGGCUUCAAACCUAAACACAUCCAGAGUCUCUUCAAGCUCCUCUCUGCCAUCCUUCUACUCGGUAACAUCCAAUUCGAACUCAGUGAGUCGCGCGACUUCCAGGAUCAAUCUGCCUCCGUCAAUAAUCUCGAAACACUCGAACUUGUCUCCGAUCUACUUGGUCUCCCAUCCCAGGACCUGGCCCGAGUCCUCACCAAUCGGGUCCAGUAUAUCCGCAAGGAGACCGUCACCGUCCUCCUCAGACCGGAGGCUGCAGUUCAGCAGAGGGACGACUUCACCAAUGCACUCUACGGCGUCCUCGUUGCUUAUGUCGUCGAGACCGCCAAUCAUAAGCUCUUCCCGGGUGAUGGGUUCAUUAACGACCUCCAAGCACAAGGCGGCUCGAGUAUCCUCCAAUUCGACUCCCCAGGGCCUCAGGGCCGUUCCGAGGAAUUGGCUGACAUGCUUGGCUCCGGAAGCGACUUCCCCACCCGUCGUCAUUCCAUUAAAAAACUCGAGCGGAGUAACACCCUCCUUGGUCGGGCUAAAUCCUUCGGAGCAUCAGCUUAUGAAGAGUUUUGUAUCAACUAUCAGACCGAACUCAUCAACACCUGGUUCAACAACCAACACUUCGACCCACAGAGCUCACGAGCAGCAGCCGAUGGAAUCCAAAUCCAUCAGAUCGACUCAUCACAGGAUCUCUCUUCCUCUCGUCUAGAGAUGUUAAGAGGUGGACUCUUGGGCGGUAAGGCCGAUAGCAAACCGGGUGGGAUCAUCGGCGGAUUAGCAAAGACCUCCAACUCCCAACGCAAGGGGAAAUACAAUACAAUGGAGGAGGCUGAUAACGACGUACUCGAUGGCAUGCGUUCCCACUUUGCCUCCCACCCUAGUUUCAUCUCUCGUCCGAGUCAUUCCACUUCUCAAUCUGUCUUUGGUAUUCAACAUUGGUCCGGUCCGGUGAGCUACGAUGCCACCGGAAUCAUCCAAGCCGAUCUUGGCUUGGUGGACGUCGAAUUCGUCACUCUACUCCGAAACAGUAGCGAUAGUUUCGUCUCUCGCUUACUCUCCGGUCCAUCCCUCGCACUCGACCGACAUCCUCUCGACCCCAGCGUGCUCGUAGCCGCUCAAGUCUCCUCCAGUCCCCUCCGUCGCCCAAGUCCGAUCCUGCCCACCCAUCCUCACGUCUCCCUCGAACCUGGCUCGCCCAGAGGUACCCCACUUGACUCUACCGUCGCCCUCCUCGAUACUUCCGUCGUCCAACCCACCCUAUCCCAACUCAAUGCCACACUCUCCCAAUUUAUCUCCCACUUCAGUCAAUGUCAGGUAUGGCACGUACUCAACCUCAAACCGAACGACGAGCUCUAUGCAAACGACUGGGACCCAGUCCGAGUUGAACAUCAACUCAACUCCUUCAGAAUUCCAGAGCUGAUUGCUCGAAAGAAAGUUGACUAUCCCUUCGACUUUGAUCUCACCAUGUUUUCGAUCCGAUUUAGGCUUGAGGGAACCGAGGCCACCGAUCUUCGUCGACAACUGACGACUGGCUUGAUGCUCGAAGAAAACAAAGACUUUGCCAUCGGUCGGUCGCGAGUCUGGCUCACCCUUCAUGCCUUCCAAUCGCUGGAAGAGAGACUCUUGGCCGAGCAUCCUGCGGGUUCCCAACCCCGACCUAUCGCUGGACAUCUGGCUGGGGUGGAUAUCCCCGGAGGUAGUCCUCGUGAACUGGACAGCUGGGGAGAUCUUGGAGGAGGGGGCAGCGGAUCCUAUCAACAUCUCGUCACCAGCGGGAGCGGUAGUGGUGAAGAUCGUCCCCACUCGGGCUACGAAGCCGAGCGCAACAUCCCACAAUCACCGGGCUUUGGUGGUGAAGGCCAACUUCAUGAUCCCUCUCAUGGAGGAAGCUACCAGGAUGGACCGGCGCAGAGUCGGGUCUGGGGCUCCGAGUGGGAAUCCAAGCAGCCCGAGGAGCAAGAUAUGCUCAACAAGGAGUCCCGCUACAUGGAUGUCGGUUUGAUCAAACACAACCAGAUCGACGGGAACACUAACCGCGACGGCGCUACCGAUGACGUCCUCCUCAAGCCAGAUCAGAACCAGACCCUCGAAGAGGUUGAGUCUAGUAAGGCAAGGAUGUGGUGGGUUGUCAUCGUCUGGGCUCUCACGUUUUAUAUCCCCAACUUCUUUUUGAGUACGAUGGGGCGGAUGAAGCGCCCAGAUGUUCAAAUGGCUUGGCGUGAAAAAGUCGCGCUCUGUAUGAUCAUCUUCCUGAUGUGUGGUGCCGUUUUGUUCGUCAUCCUGGGAUUAGGCAAAAUCAUGUGUCCCAACCUGGCGAAAGCGUGGAAUCCAACCGAAUUAGGAUAUCACGCCACGGAAAGUGACUUUUACGUUGGUGUUCGAGGGCAGGUAUUUGAUCUAGGGAAGUUUUGGAAGGGACAACAUUCGGAUAUUACCGCUCAACCGGUAACGAACGGGGAUAUGUUAUCUCUGGCCGGACAGGACCUCACCAAUUAUUUCCCCGUCCCAUUGAAGUUGGCUUGUCCUAACGUUCAAUCAGAUACGGUCAAUCUCCAAUUCGAGAAUUGGACGGCCAUCGUCCCAAAUGCUGUGCACGUCUCUGGCUCUGCUCAAGUCGUUAAAUCAUCAGCUCUGGCCAACGACAAAUGGUAUUUAGAAAAAUUCUUACCAUUCAUGACCAACUUUUAUAAAGGUCCUAUCGUCUACGGCCAUAAGUUGAUCUCCGGAUUGGCCAACAAUCGAUCGAUUGGGAUCUACGAUGGCGGGGUCUACGAUUUAUCGGACUAUUUCUACACGUAUAAUACUCAGAAUCGGAACCCUCAGUUCCAGUACAUCGAUAAGUCGAUCUCCGAUCUUUUCCAACAACAACCCGGUCAGGAUAUUACGAAAGAAAUCAAUGCCCUGCCACUCAAUGACACCGAAAAGUCGGCCUCGCUAGCUUGUCUAAGGAACAUGUUUUAUCUGGGUGAUACCGACUUUAGAGAAGGUCCACAGUGCACAGUUGCGAACUACAUCCUCUUAGCAUUCACGAUCCUGAUUGCCGCGGCUGUCGUUGCGAAGUUUAUAGCGGCCUUACAACUAGGGACGAAGCGGAUGCCGGAGCUACGGGACAAGUUUGUUAUCUGUCAGGUGCCGUGUUACACGGAGGGAGAGGAGUCAUUACGCAAGACGAUCGACUCAUUGGCGACUCUAAAGUACGACGACAAACGCAAGCUGAUCUUUGUAAUCUGUGACGGGAUGAUCAUUGGUUCAGGGAACGAUCAACCUACGCCAAGGAUUGUACUCGACCUACUCGGAGUUGAUCCGUCGAUCGACCCAGAUCCGCUCCUCUUUCAAUCCGUCUCUGAAGGCUCUAAACAACUCAACUAUGGUAAAGUUUACUCUGGUCUUUAUGAGGUUGAUGGUCAUGUGGUGCCCUACGUCGUUGUCGUCAAAGUCGGUAAACCCUCCGAACGCUCUAAACCCGGUAAUCGUGGUAAACGUGACUCUCAAAUCCUUUUGAUGAGAUUCCUUAAUCGCAUCCACUUCGAUGCUCCUAUGUGUCCUCUCGAGUUAGAGAUCUGCCAUCAAAUCAAGAACGUCAUCGGCGUUGAACCUCAAUUAUACGAGUUUUUGUUCACUAUCGAUGCCGAUACUGAGGUCUAUCCCGAUGCUUUGAAUCGAUUAGUUUCUGCGGCUUCAGAUGAUGGUAGGAUUAUUGGAAUUUGUGGGGAGACAAAACUAUCCAACGAAAAAGUCUCGUGGUGGACGAUGAUUCAAGUUUACGAGUAUUAUAUCUCUCACCAUCUGUCGAAGGCAUUUGAGUCACUAUUUGGUAGUGUUACUUGUCUUCCCGGUUGUUUCACCCUCUAUCGAAUUCGGUCGGCUGAUAAGGGUAGACCAUUGGUUGUCUCUAACCUGAUCAUCGAUGAAUAUGCUGAGAUCCAUGUCGAUACUUUACAUAAGAAGAAUUUAUUCUCACUUGGAGAGGAUCGAUUCUUUACAACACUUUUGAUGAAACACUUCCCUCAUUACAAAACAAAGUUCAUUCCGGACGCAACUGCCAUGACAGCCGCACCAGAGACCUGGGCAGUCUUACUUUCACAACGACGACGAUGGAUUAAUUCGACGAUUCACAACUUGGGUGAAUUGAUGUUCUUGGAAGAUAUGUGUGGAUUCUGUUGUUUCUCGAUGCGAUUCUUUGUGAUGUUGGAUCUCGUUGGGACGAUCAUCUUACCCUCAACGACCGUCUACAUCAUCUAUCUGAUUGUCAUCGUCGCCACCAAGCAAGCCGCCAUCCCGAUCGUAUCCCUGGUAAUCAUUGCAGCAGUCUAUGGCCUCCAAGCGGUAAUCUUCCUUUUGAAACGGGAAUGGGGUCUAAUCUUCUGGCUAUUAAUCUAUCUGAUGGCCUAUCCAAUCUGGUCCUUCUUCCUACCGAUUUACUCAUUCUGGCACUUUGAUGAUUUCUCCUGGGGAAACACACGUGUGGUCGUUGGUGAAGGUAAACACAAGAAAGUCUUGGCAGAUACGGAUGAUGUCGGUUUCGAUCCAUCGAUGAUCCCCUUACGCAAGUUCAGCGACUAUCAGGCAGCAAUGUGGGAUGAGGAUGGCAAGUCGAGUCGGGCUGGAGGAGCAGCAGGUGUAGGAGGUUACGGACGUCGGCCUGAGAGUGUAGGCGGGUUCAGCAUGGCUAGCAGACCGAUGGGACCAAUGGGAAUGAUGGGCGCUGGCGGCAGUGUGAUGGGCGGAGGACUGGAAGGAGGCGGUGAUUACUAUCGCGACGGCCAUCCCCGCUCGACUAUGUAUCGGGCCAGCGGGAUGAACCUAGCCACGCCCGGCUCUUACAACCGCUCUGACUCUCGUUCGCCCUCUCAACGUGGAAGCACGAUGGCCGGGCUCAACCGACAAGCUAUGAACGACUUUGGCGGCUACCAACCUGGUCUCAACCAACACCAAUCGAUGAUCUCACUCGCUGGCAUUAGAGCCGCCCAACAGCAACAGGCGGCUAUGAGCGUUUUCAAUGGGGUCGGGGGUGCUGGCUCGGUACGCGGCUCGAUGAUGGACUUUAUGGGCGGUAAUCCUGGGACAGCCACCCCGGGUAUGUUUAUGGGUCCUGGAUAUCCUUCUAUGAUGCCUAUGGGUGGUAGUGGAGGAAAUGGAGAAAUGGAUCAUCAUGCUCGAAACAUGAGUAUGUUUGGUAUGGGAGGAGCAGGAGGAAUUAUGCCAGGUAAUCCAUCAAUGAUGAUGGGAUUAGGAGGCACACCAUCGAUGAUGAUGAUGAACAAUCCGAUGAAUGGAGUUGGUCCAGGAGGAAUGAUGGCUUAUCCGAUCGGAGCUCAGAUGACUGGAAGUGGGACUGGAACCGGACCUGCGGGUGGUCCUCCUCAACAACAAGUCAUCAACCAGCCGUUGACCCAGAACAUGAGCACUGAUCCUACUGAAGAACAAAUCAUUGAAACCCUCAAAAUCUAUCUCUCUCAACAAGAUCUGAUGAAAAUCACUAAACGCUCCGUCCGUGAGGCCCUUAAUCAUUGGUUUCCUAAUGCAAAUUUGAACGACAAAAAAGCGUUCAUCAAUGCACAAAUCGAUCAAAUUCUUGCCGGCAACAAUUAA
This is a messenger RNA of Puccinia graminis f. sp. tritici CRL 75-36-700-3, 7523 nucleotides long. RefSeq lists its product as uncharacterized. Gene Ontology annotation, molecular function: chitin synthase activity; ATP binding; cytoskeletal motor activity. The coding region runs from base 315 to 7523 and encodes 2402 amino acids. NCBI's taxonomy places the organism in Eukaryota, Fungi, Basidiomycota, Pucciniomycetes, Pucciniales, Pucciniaceae. The record is from RefSeq and is a predicted model, not a curated record. Gene Ontology annotation, cellular component: cell periphery; myosin complex; cell septum. The transcript has 13 exons.